Molecule: messenger RNA, 4625 nt
Organism: Spirometra erinaceieuropaei
Lineage: Eukaryota; Metazoa; Platyhelminthes; Cestoda; Diphyllobothriidea; Diphyllobothriidae
Source: the annotation of a GenBank genome assembly
AUGCAACUGGCAGUAUGUUGACGUAACAUGAUGGCCGUAUUGAUUGGAAGCUACGUCAUCUUCUCAUGUGGGUGGUGCUUUUAAGCCAACAACUACGAAGACGCCGCUUGAAGGCAUUAACCGUCUCCACUUCAGUUACAGUGUCAGAGAGGGCGUUUAACUGCCGUACAAACCCUUCGAAAAAAUUAGGGCUGCUAGUAUGUCUGGCAAAUCAACUUCUCGACCUUUCAAUCGUACUCACGAAGACUCGAUCUCGACGUCAGGUAGGAGUUUGCUCCUGGUCGACGUCACGGUCCAGGCCACUGAGCAACGGGCCUAAUCAGGCUGAAAGAAAACGGCCCCAAGACAUGCACUCCUGAGUAUGCACGGAAUUUAGAUUCAGGCGCCAUUUCGGUAGAGAUUUCAUAUGCUUCUCCAACUAUAGGCCAAACAAGGCCUAUGAAAACUUUGCCAAUAGACGUAGCUUGAUCCGAUUGAUUGCGGCUCUCUCCUUGUUUGCAGGAAUUCCAAUCUCUUUGGCCCCAGCUGGAUCUAAUCAUCGAUGGCGGUCGUAUCAUUGCUGAUGAAGGUGCGGAUCCUGACUCAGGUAAUCAGAACGCUAGCAGAGCCGGCUCCACCGUCGUAGACCUCUCCGAGUGCGUCCGGUCUCCUGGUUCUAACCUCUACACCAUUGUCCGUGAAGGAAGGUGGGUCCUGAAGUGCAGUCUUUUUCAUCUCUACUAGAGUGACCCAGAUUAGUUACAAACUCAAAAAAACGAUUUUGUUCUUAAAUUUUCUUUCAGAAGCCCGAGCCCUGUCCACUUACGCCGGUUUUCUUUAAAACUGAAUUACCAAGCCUCGUGAUUGUGGCCAGCAUCAGCAGUGUAAACCGAAUUUGCCUGGCUGUACCAAUAUGGACUUAUCGUGAUCCGCAAAUUAGUAGUAGACUGACUCACGGGGGGAUACUUAUCAGGCAGCGUUGAGUCCGCGCGAACCCAUAAUUGCCGUCAUGCACGCGUUAGACAUCACGCCAUGUCCUCCGCUACGUCCAAUCCCACCACCAGUUGAGGUUCGGGCAAUCGACUGGCGCAUGGGAGGGGGAAAGGAGGGUGAGACCGGCACCGGGGAAUCUAACCCCGCGGUCAAUUAGUGCAUUCCUCACUUUAAUAAAUCCAGCGCUCUUGAAUCUAUUGCUACCUACGUGCUAUCAUUGGAUGGCCUAGGAGGCUGCCAACUGACGGCUAGACUCAGUCCUCAUGAGAGUAUUUUGGAAUGACUGGAGAGCCGAUAGCCAGACUGCAGUGGUUCCUUCCAAGUGUCGCCUUUAUGAUAUUUUCACUAAUGUGAAGUCCGAGUCGCCAUUUUGGAAAGCCACUGCAUGCUGUGGGACAAGGUCGUUUGAGGAGCGCAUAGACGAAUUGUUAAGCUGCCUUAGUCACUCCACUCCCCGCGGUCACCUCCGUCCGUCUUGGCAUCGGAGCAAGGCGAGCAGGUUUGCCUCCGUACGCAAGUCAACGUUCCCGCGCCCGCUCACUGGUGCAACACGCGGUGAACGUCGUUGGGGUUGGGCAAGGGUCGAGUACGCUGCUCUGCCCCCAAGUGUAAGUGCAAUGUGGAUGCAUUGACAGUAAAGGAAACCGAAGGGGGAUGCUGAAAGGGUUAGCGGGGAAAGUAACCGAGGCUGAAACGGGAAAGGCAACCUGGUGUAUGACAGGUCGGCCACCAAAUUAACUGAGGCCUAGAAUCCCCGCAAAAGUCGACAGGAAACGCGGGGCAGCAAAAACCCAAACCUAACGGUAAACGUAACCGUAACCUCGAAAGUAAACCUUAUCCUUAAUGCCAUUAUAAACCUAACGCUAACCCUAAACUAACCACAAACCCUUGCCCUAAUCCUCCCCCUGCCCUGACCCAAAUCCUAACUUUAACCCUAACCCCAACCUUGAAUGUAACCCUACCCUAACUCUGACACUAGCCUCAACCCCAACCUUAACACUGAGCGCAAACCGAAACCCCGAUCCAAACCCUAACACUCACCGGGACCCUUAAACUUUAUACAGACCCUCGACUUAAACUGAAUUUUCAGCUUCACAUUAAUCCAAACCCUAGAACUAACCCUACCUCUAAACCGAAACAUCAGGUUGCCCUUUUCCGUUUUUGCGUCGGCUACUUUCCUGUUAAGGCCUUCAGCAUCCUCCUUCGGCUUACUUUACUUGAAAUGCCUACAUUCCGCUUCCACUUGGGAUCAGGACAGCGUAACCGGUCCCUACCCAUCGUUGCCCAAAACAAUCGAAUCAUCGGUAGUAAACGCCAAAUUAAUUAAUGCAACCAACGUUACCUGAGUGUCACUAAUGUUAGAUUCCACACGGUUUGCCAGCAUCCACUUCGUAACCUGUUUCUAAACUAAUCUGACGGACUUCCAUCUCUUCAGCACGCAGAAUCAUUUUAGUGGUAAAUGCACGAACGUUUCAAAGUCGUGUGUGGACGGUAGGCGACCGUAAAGCAGGCUUAACAGGGUGCGUAUUCAUAUUUAACUGAAAAGUAACGUCAGUUGUUUAACAUUGAAACACUAGGAAAAAGUGUGGGAUCGAAAGCUAUCGGAAAGACAUCAGAGCCAUGCUCCCCAUCGCAGCACGAUGGCUUUUGCGUUCGUUAUGCUUCAUGGUGAUGGAAAACUUUUGCCCCUGGAACGGCGCACGCGGUAGAUGGGCUGAACCAACACGGGGGAGCCACAUUGGGGUCCGACGGGCACUAUGGGGAAUGCGCAAAUGCCAACAUUCGGGGCGUGGCAGCAGGCUCGAUUGCCAGUUCACAUCGCACCCAUCCGGAUGCGUGCCUUCCUGCUAUUUUUUGGGGCAAGUGUUGUGAGCCGGGGGUAGGGUGGUACCCCUUGGUGUGGGUUCCGCCGUGUCAGUCACCUGCUGUCUCUCCCGCCUUCGAUAUUCCUGACUCUGUCUUGACACCGGGUUUAGGCAGGGAGGAGAGAUGCGAGAGUGCGGCAGAUGCUGCGCAAGUGUGGUAGCUAAUUCAUGCGAAAUUCACCGUCUCUGCAUUUACCGUGCUGUGGAGUAUACAGCCAACAUCGUCGGUCGACCUGUCGGUGAGACAUAACUGAUAUUAGAAACAACCUCAUUUGGAGCGAAUGUCUCUUAACCCUCCCUUGGCGUGCAUUUCUAAAGUCACAUUUUGACCAAAACACUGUUAGUUUCACUGAGUCUCUGUGGAACAUCACUUAGUAACCGCCAGUUAUGCGACGAUGAGACGUCUGUACAGUAGGCGCGCUAGUUCAUGAAAUGUUGACUAAAAUUCUGAAAUGCGUUUUCGUUUCGAAAAGAUUAAUUAAGUAGGGUCUCAAAGUAAAAUAUAAUGCGGCAGAAUUCUAUAAUAAUACAGAUGCCUUGGGCUGCCGGUUUUUGAACGAUCAUCUUUUUGACCGCAUGAAAAGACCACGUUCCGUAAAAAUGACUACUUAAGUACUCAUAAAUUUUCCUCAUUGGUUUUCGAUGCCCUUAUAAAUUCAAUUAUAUUCCAUGUAAAACAUGCCUAAAAUAUUCAUUCUUUUGCUCAUUCGGUGGAAAAUUACGUCAUUUUCAAAUUUUAUUCUCAAAGAAAGGGUGUAAUUCGGUUUUAAAAAGUUUCUAAUUGCGAGAUGUUUUAGUACCGUGAAAUUCCUGUUCAUAAAACAUAGUGUCUCAGCAUUUACUAAUGUUGCUUGUAAAGUUUACAAUAUGGCUCAGAUCCACCGCUUAAUUUUAUGAACCCCGUAUGGUCUGCUCUUAAUACCGUAGAGAAAUAUGUGGUUUUCCGUACGCAGGAAAUAUGCGGUUUGUAGUUUGAAAACCCUGAAUUAUUCGGGAAUUGAAAGUGUUCUUGAAAACCUGAUUAUACGAUUCCUUCGAUUAUAAGAUUAGAAUAAGACGCGAUUUUUACCGAAUGAGUUCAAGAGUUAAUAUUUAUAUGCACGUUUCCAUGACAUAUAAUUGAAUUUACAAUGGCAUCGAAAAUCGAUGAGGAAAAUUCGUGCUACUUAAGUAGUCAUUUUUUGCGGAGCGUUAUCUUUUCAUGCGGCCAAAAAGAUGAUCAUUCAAAAACCGACUUCCCGAGGUAUCUGUAUUAUUAUAGAAUUAUGCUGCACGAUAUUUAACCUUUUCGAUACGAAAACCCAUUUCAGAAUUUCGGUUAACAUUUCAUGAGUUAGCACACCACGCAAGCCGUGUAACGUCAAAACUCGCACCGUAUCAUUCUGAAGUAGUUUGACGGACUUUCCGGCCGUGCAGCCGUCGUUCUGUCUAGGGUUAGGUUUGUUUCAAUAGUUUCGUUUUAUGAUUUUACUCGCAGAACAGACAUCGACCAAACUUGGUAUUUGACUUCUAACCAAUGAUCAUGGCAGUGCUCAUACCAGUGCAGUCAGCUAUUCCAGUCUGCAGCGGGUUGACGAGAAUACACUUGAGGGGCCCUUCCACACACUUGAGCUACAGCCUACCUGUAUCUGAGUGGCAUCUAAGUGGCACGGAAUGCCAAUGAGUCAUUGUUAACUUACCCAUAUUACUGAUCUAGCAGUCAUCCUGCUUCUGGUUCGUUUUAGCGCCCUCAUUCAGACCGAAAAAAUCUUGGCGCGAUUCGGGUUGAGGCGAUCAACACCUACGUGA